UGUGCCUUCGUCAUCGUCCUCAUGGCUGUGUACUGGUGCACCGAGGUCAUCCCCCUGCCUGUGACGUCCCUCUUUCCUGCCCUGUUUUUCCCUUUGUUCAAAGUCCUGGAGUCCAAGCAGGUGUGUAUCCAGUACAUGAAGGACACGACGAUGCUCUUCCUGGGGGGCCUCAUCGUGGCGGUGGCCGUGGAACACUGGAACAUUCACAAGAGGAUCGCCCUGCGCACCCUCCUCUUGGUUGGCGUCGCCCCCGCCCUGCUGAUGCUGGGCUUCAUGGGGAUCACGGCCUUCCUGUCCAUGUGGAUCAGUAACACGGCCACGACGUCCAUGAUGGUGCCCAUCGUCGAGGCUGUGCUGGAGGAGCUGCCCCGGAGCUCUGCGGCGACUCGCCGCAGGCUGGAAGCAGGCUUGGAGCCGAGGCUGGCACCCAGGGUGGUGCCCAGGGUCAUCCCUCCUUGUUUCCUUCCAGGGCAAAGCAUGGACGACAGAGACAAGAGGAAGGCCGAUAAGAUGAGAGAGAACAAGAGCACGGCCAAGGCUUUGACGCUGUGUAUAUGCUAUGCAGCCACCAUCGGAGGCACGGGGACUCUGACCGGGACCGGCCCCAACGUGGUCCUGGCAGGGCAGAUGUACUCGCUGUUCCCCGACAACGGAGACGUGGUCAACUUUGCCUCCUGGAUGAGCUUCGCCUGCCCCAACAUGAUUUUCAUGCUCCUCUUCUCCUGGGUCUGGCUUCAGUUGCUCUUCCUGGGCACCAAUUUUAAAAAGAACAUGGGCAUCGGCAUCAAGAAGUCGGCGCACGAGAAGGCCAUCUACGGCAUGCUGCGGCGGGAGUACGAGAAGCUGGGCCCCUUGACCUACGCCGAGGUCUCGGUGCUCCUCAGCUUCGUCUUCCUCAUCCUGCUCUGGUUCUUUCGCGAUCCCGGCUUCAUUCCCGGCUGGCAGUCCCUCCUCUGGGUGGAGGGAAGCAGGAGGUAUGUGUCGGACAGCACCGUGGCGGUCUUCAUUUCCAUCCUGCUGUUCAUCCUUCCCUCCCAGAGGCCCAAGUUCAAUUUCUGGAGCCAGGUGGAAGAAGAGUGGCAGGUCCCCUUCUACCCACCGCCCCUGCUGACCUGGAAGGUGGCCAAAGAGAAGGUGCCCUGGGGCAUCGUGCUGCUCCUGGGGGGCGGCUUCGCCUUGGCUAAAGGGUGCGAGGCCUCGGGGCUGUCCGAGUGGUUUGGGGAGCAGAUGGAGCCUCUGGGGCAGCUGUCGCCGGUGGCUCUGAGCAUGCUCCUCACCCUGCUCGUCGCCGCGUGCACCGAGUACACGAGCAACAUCGCCACGGCCACCCUCUUCCUGCCCAUCCUGGCCUCCAUGGCCCAGAACAUCAGCAUGAACCCCCUGUACGUGAUGAUCCCCUGCACGCUGGGCUCGUCCUUCGCCUUCAUGCUGCCCGUGGCCACGCCCCCCAACGCCAUCGUCUUCUCCUACGGCCACCUCAAGGUUUCCGACAUG
Gracilinanus agilis (Agile Gracile Mouse Opossum) is the source of this 1494-nucleotide messenger RNA. It is a transcript of the gene SLC13A5, whose product is annotated as solute carrier family 13 member 5. The annotation marks the transcript as partial. Gene Ontology annotation, cellular component: membrane. The transcript is spliced from 10 exons. The record is from RefSeq and is a predicted model, not a curated record. Gene Ontology annotation, biological process: citrate transport; monoatomic anion transmembrane transport. Gene Ontology annotation, molecular function: sodium:dicarboxylate symporter activity; succinate transmembrane transporter activity; citrate transmembrane transporter activity. NCBI's taxonomy places the organism in Eukaryota, Metazoa, Chordata, Mammalia, Didelphimorphia, Didelphidae.